UUAUGGUAGUUCAGAAAUAUUUCAUCUCGCAUUCUUUGAAUACUGUGCUUAAGUUUCCUUGGUCCAGAAUUGAUACGCGUUUUUUGUACGUACACGUAAAUAUUGUACAUACGAUUAUAAAGGGUGUAUGAGUGCAACAAUGCAUCAUCGGCAAUACAGAGUAAAUUGUUUGAAACACUGAUCUGGUUGUAGGAAGUUUCAAGUACCAGUCCUCAAGAUUCUAUCAAGCGAAUCAUAAGUUUUAUGUGCACAUAUGUAAGCAGGGACACAAACUAACAUUCAUUUGCAACCAUAAAGUUCAGUUUCAUAACUCGUGCUCAGACCCUACAAAACUGCCAUGGCAAUCUAAGGAAUUUGCUCUUGAUCUUCCAUGCAAAUCCCAGACACAAGUUACUGUGCACGUCAAGCUUGCAGCUUUCAAUAAAAAAUCGAUGCUUUCUAGAAUAGCUGGAAAUUCUAGGACGAUGUUUUGGUUGACUGCAGUACUAUUAUUUUAUAUACUCCCAACAAUAUAGUUCCCUAAUGGUAGAACUCAACACAUUUCUCAUGAGAAUUGUUUCGUAAUCUCGUACUAUCAUUCGCUCCUUUACACCCAUACUGCAUAGACAUGUUUUCAAACUAUUGAUACCUUUGAUUUUGAAGUAUUAUUCUUGAACAUGAAUGUGAAAUGGUAUACACUGUGAUAUAAUUGAUAAAAUUAUUGUUGUAAAUUAUGUAUUUAUUCAAUCAUAAUUGUCUACGCCAUAAUCUCGAUCUAUGAUGUAUGAUAAAGAGAAUAAUUAGACAUUUCUGUAGUGGAAUGUAUUUCUUUAUCUUGAAUGAAGAACUUUAAUGCAUAUGUAUUUCAAUGAGUUAUUAUACAUGUGUAUAUUCUAGAUAUCUGUAAGUGAUGAACGUUUAGAUUUAUACUUGAAAUGUCUCUUGUGUUAGGUCAGCUGAGGCCUAUUAGUGUAGUGAUAUACAGACAAAUCAAACAACAAGAUGACCACCAGACAAGCUGGUGGGAUGAGUGUGAGUGAUAUUGUUGUGAUAAACUGGGAGUUUUUUGUACUGUAUUAUUCACUGGAACAAUAUCAACAGAUUUUAAGCUGUGAGGUCGGCUCGAACAAGGGAAUGGUUACGUUCAUCAGUAUCAAAAUGGAUUCAAACACUGUUCAGAAGAGUCCAGAUGAAUUGUUCACAUCUGAUGAAAAUGAUGAAACGGAUAAAACUUUCGAAUUCCGAAAUACACCGGGGAAAGAAAAGAAACAUCGAAAGUUAUCUGUAAUACAGAGUGGAAAAAAAAAAAUUGGAUCAGUGCCGAUAGUUAUGGAGAACUCACGUGAAGCAAAAGAAGAAAUAAUCGAAAACUCGAAUCGUAACACUGAAUACAUGCAGUCAGUUAACAUAAGUGUGGAUACUAAUGAUACUACUUCCUCUGCUGAUGCUAACGAAUCUAAUCAUGCUAGAAAUGAGGGUGUGCAGAAUGCUAAAAAUUUGAUGUUAAAACGUAAAUUACCCCAAUCUGAAGAUCAUUACGAGACAAAGAAUGAUAAUUUUGAGAAAACAGAUAAUGCUGAUGAUAUAUUUCUUACGAGCAAGGUGAAACGUAUAAAAAAAAAUGGUACUCGUAACUCUGUCGCUCAUAGCAAAAAAUAUCAAUUACGAAAGAAUAGUGGAGUAAAUUAUUUGGAAACAGAAAGUUCAGAUAAUGCUGAGGAAAAGGAAUCAGAAUUCAACGGUGAUGUUAAACGCAAAAUUGUGUGGACGUCCAAUGAUCAAGCUAAACAUAAUAAUCGAAUUCUAAGUAUACUAAACAACGGUUCGCUUGGAGAUCUGAAGAACUUAGCACGUGUUGGACCGAAAGCUGCUGAAAUGCUUCUCCAUUUCAGAAGGGCUCAUGGACCUCUGAACUCUCUCAGAGACUUGGAAAAGAUGUCUGGGUGGACUGCAAAGGUCUUCCAGCAAUUCUUGGGAUCCAACGGCAUUGUUCUCGACUGAUUGAUCUGCUUUGUAUGUACGUUUGUUGCAUAGCGCAAUGCGUGCACAUUUUUGUACCGUAUUUUGAUCAGUGGGCACUAAUUGGAUAUUCGAGAUGGAAGUCUACGAAUAUCAACAGCAUAUUCGAAGUGAAUUCUUGAGUGUUUACUAUAUUAUUACAUUGAUAAUACUAUAUAUACUUUCUAUUUAAAUUGUUAUUUUGAUGUUUAGUUUUUGGUACGACGUACCAUGCAAUACAAUGUUAUACAUUCAUAAAGAUAUACAAAGAAUAAAGGGUGUUGAUAUCUACUUUUACUUAACUUGAGCUUCACACUUAAAACUGG
Molecule: messenger RNA, 2303 nt
Organism: Athalia rosae (coleseed sawfly)
Lineage: Eukaryota; Metazoa; Arthropoda; Insecta; Hymenoptera; Athaliidae
Exons: 3
Coding region: 982-1980 (332 amino acids)
Source: RefSeq, a predicted model, not a curated record